Molecule: messenger RNA, 1053 nt
Organism: Corylus avellana
Lineage: Eukaryota; Viridiplantae; Streptophyta; Magnoliopsida; Fagales; Betulaceae
Source: RefSeq, a predicted model, not a curated record
AUGGUUGUUUUUGUAGGAAAUCAUAUGGGAGAUUGGCGUCACGGUGACAAUCGACGACGGAUGCUUGGAAACCUGAUAAGACCAAAUUCUGGUUUUGGUGAAGCAUCCACAUCUAUUUGGGCCAACCAAAAUAACCCAAUCGGAUUUAAUGCAGCCAGAGGAGGGAGAGUUAACGGAAUGAGUGCUGAAAAUCUGAACUUGAACUGUUGUGGUGUUGGUGGUGAAAAUUAUUGUGGUGGCUGCUACCAAAAUUCCAGGUCUCCUGGUGUUUUGUGGAUUCCUGAUGGCAUAAAUAAUUAUCAAGAUUACUUGAACUGGUUACAGAAUACGUUGAGUUCAAGGGACCAAGUGACUAUAAAUAUGGUAGUUGAAGGAGUUAUUGAUACGAUAUUAUUGCUGAUGACUGAUAGACAUGGCCAUCAAUUCUUCAAUAAGCUAAUGGAGUCAGUCAACGAGUAUCAGUUGCAGCUGAUUGUAGCCAAGAUAACCUCGCAACCUGAAUUGCUUAUCCAUGUGUCACUUACUACCUAUGGCUCAAAAUCUGUUAAGAAGCUCCUCAAAAAGCUUGGAAAAAUGCCCUUGACUUCUGAGGUGAUAUCAGCUCUAUCUAGUGGAUUCUAUAAUUUGAUGAUAGAUCUAACAGGAUCUUCAGUUAUAUUAAGGUGUUUGGAUUUGGCUGAUACUUGGCAAAAUGAGCAUGUCUUAGGACUCCAUGAUCCUGUCUGUACUGAGAGUAUAUGCUUUCUUUUGAGGGGCAGCUAUGUACUUCUAUCUUCACAGAAAGGUGGUAGCCAUGUGGUAGAGAAAUGCUUAAACUCUCCUUGGAUGGAUUACGCGAUUCUGGAUUUUUUAAAGUGGAACAGACUCUCGCAACUUGCUCGUGAUCGAUAUGGGAACUAUGUAAUCCAAACAGCAUUGAAAGCCACAAAGCGUGCAAAUAGUCCACUUUAUGAAAGGCUUCUACACAUAUUGCAAGGGCAUUUUGAUGCUCUCCAAUCUGGAUAUGGAAGGAAUGUCAUCAAUUUGAUUCUCAAGGGGGUUCCACUUGACUGA